Messenger RNA from Salvia miltiorrhiza (redroot sage), 1698 nucleotides. RefSeq lists its product as uncharacterized. The record is from RefSeq and is a predicted model, not a curated record. The transcript has 7 exons. Lineage: Eukaryota; Viridiplantae; Streptophyta; Magnoliopsida; Lamiales; Lamiaceae. The coding region runs from base 207 to 1577 and encodes 456 amino acids.
AAGUGAGGCCAUUUUUUUGGCAGAAAAUAUGAAAAUGAAAUUGGUGCAGAUUUUGUGACAAUACAAAGAGUUUGGUGCAAUUCUUUAAAGAAAACGCAUUUUGAUGGCCUAAUUUCUAAACUAAAUUUCUUCCCCCAUUCUCUACUCUCACCUUUAAAAUCUUCGCCAAUUACUACAUUCCGAUUCAGCAGAAGAAGAAUCAAUCAAUGGCGUCCUGCCCUUCGCUCAUUCUUCCGCGCUCACUCUUCCCGCCUCAAGAUUUUCGCUGUUUUUCUCCGGUCAAAACACCUUGGAUAAGAAGAGGAAGUAGAAGAGCCGAAAGAGGUGACCCCAUAAUUAUGACUGUCGCCGCCGCCAAUGCUGAUGCCGGCGAUGUUAAACCGGCCAAGUUGGUUACUUUCCUGGGUAAAGGCGGUUCCGGUAAAACUACCGCCGCCGUUUUUGCAGCUCUGCAUUAUGCUACAUUAGGGCUGAAAACAUGUCUGGUGAUACAAUCUCAAGAUCCCACAGCUGAAUAUCUUCUCAAUUGUAAAAUUGGAUCAUCAUCACCUGUCCAAUGCAAUGAAAAUUUGUCUGCUGUUAGACUCGAAACCACCAAGAUGAUUCUCGAGCCCCUCAAGAAGCUCAAGCAAGCUGAUGCGCAGCUUAAUAUGACACAAGGUAUUCUUGAAGGGGUGGUUGGUGAAGAGCUCGGUGUUCUUCCUGGUAUGGAUUCUAUAUUUUCUUCUUUGGAACUUGAACGUCUCGUGGGAUUCUUCGUGUCUCAGAGGAAGGGUGGGAAAGCAAAGUAUGACAUAGUUGUCUAUGAUGGUAUAAACACUGAAGAAACUAUACGUAUGAUAGGUGCUACCAGUAAAGCGAGAUUGUACUUGAAAUAUCUGAGGAUGCUGGCCGAAAAGACUGAUUUUGGGAGGGUAGCCGCGCCAUCUCUCUUGAGACUUGUGGACGAUGCCCUGAGUCUGAGUGGCAAUGCUGUCAAGCUAACUGGGAGAACGAGUUCGGAGAUAUGGGAUUACUUAGAACAAACAUUGGAGAAAGGGUCUUCUAUCUUUGCAGAGCCUCAUAAAUUUGGCUGCUAUCUUGUGAUGAACCCUGAUAAUCCUAUAUCACUGAAUUCUGCAUCGCGCUACUGGGGUUGCGCGAUUCAAGCUGGUGCACAAAUAUCCGGUGCAUUUGGCAUACCUACUCAAAAUUCCCCGAUGACAUUGGCUGAAGCUGUCAAGUUCAGCUUUGCGCCGUUGCCUUGUGCUCUCAUUCCACAUCUCAAAUUCAGCGACCACCUCCACUGGAAUGAGAUCAUGGCUAGUGAUGACACUAAACAUGCUAGAGAACUACUUUCAGACAGUAGCAACGAGAUGUUACCUUCAGUGACAUUUGAUAUGUCCAAUAAAUCUGUGAAUCUAUUCAUGCCAGGUUUUGACAAGUCAGAGAUCAAGCUAUUCCAAUUUAGGGGUGGAUUGGAGCUGGUGGUAGAAGCAGGCGAUCAAAGGCGCGUUGUUCGUCUUCCUCGUCAAAUUCAGGGGAAGGUGGGAGGUGCCAAAUUUGUUGAUAGGAGACUUGUGAUUACAAUGCGGUAGUUGUGCACCUUCUUGUUCUUGUUCUUGUUCUUGUAGGAGUAGUAUUGUUAUGCAAGAGCUCACACUUUGUGUAUGUACUUUGAGGCACAACACAAACAAUACGAUACGACGUUAUCAACAA